Molecule: messenger RNA, 1947 nt
Organism: Aureobasidium musti
Lineage: Eukaryota; Fungi; Ascomycota; Dothideomycetes; Dothideales; Saccotheciaceae
Source: the annotation of a GenBank genome assembly
AUGCUUUCUACCGCUCUUAAACUUCUUUCAAUCGCAUUGUUGGGCUCUCGCGCAGCAGCUCAAACAGUCGAACCAUUUGUCCUCGAUGGAAGACUUGACAGUGCUACUGCUAGUGAUGGCACUUACAACUCUGGCGGUACCAUUUCUGUCAACGGCUAUUCUGUCACGAUUCCGCAGAACCUCCAAGUACAAUUUCCGGCCGCUUUUGCGCCUUUUGGGGACUUUGCUAGUGGGGGAGCCUUUGUUGGCCAUGAAGUAUCCGUAAUAGGAAACGUGGUCAAUGGCAAAGCAAUUGCUGGUCUUGUGCAAAUCGGAGAAUAUCUUUUGCAAGGCAGUUCUGGAACAGUCGAAAGCAUCGACUCUGCCGCUGGCACUAUGAAGAUCAAGGGUGGUCCGACCAUCAGAAUCAACGAUCCCAAUGGUGUAUACUCUGUUGGAUACACCAAAUCUCCUCUCUACACUGCAGACGACGAGAACCCUUCCAUCACAGCAUUCAGUGGCUUCCCGAUGUGCAUCCCAAGAUCUUCAUCAGACCCGCUGUGUCCCUCGAGCAAUCGCCCUGCAGGACAAAGCACAUUUCAAGCAUCUGAUCCACUGAAGAUGGCUCCAUUCCAAGUUGGUGACUACCUUGAAUACUCUGGCAUCAACAUUGGUGGCACUAUCGUCUGCUACACAAUUCUUGCUCCGAAUGUACAGAUCACUACUUCAGGAGCUCCUACUUACAUCCGUGUCGAGGAUGCGAUUGUCGGCAUCUUCGACGGCACUGCCACUUCGGAAUUUGGUGAUUCCAGAGUAAGUUUUCGAGUUGGUGUUGUUAGACGUUGCGUUGUGCUGACCUUGAGCAGUNUCAUCGGUUACACCUCUGACCCAAACGCCGCCAUCACAGUUUACGCUAUCGAUGUCGACCCUUGCACUGGUCAAGAGACGGAAAGGAGCGUUGGCGCAGCUUCAUACAAGAGAGGCGAUGCUCGCAACAAGUGGGAGUGGAGAGCUGCUACUACCACAACAUCAAAAUACACUCGCGAAUACGUUAUGCGUGCUUCUACAGGCGAGAAACUCACAGACAACAAGAUCAACGCUGGUCGUUACGUCCAGCCUGUUCUAGAGUUUCUCUUCCCAGAAGCAAACGUCCCUGGCAUUGUUCCGCCUGUGAACGACUUCAGCAACUUCCCCUUCCUCGCACAAGGUCUGGGAUACGAUGAUCAAGGCAAUCUUUUCGGUCAACUCAAUCCCUGGCCGGGUGCCAAUGCUCCUGCUACAAAGAGCUGUGCUCCCUACUCUCCUGCUUCCACUUCUUCGGCUGCUGCUUCUGGUACUGCAUCGGCCUCAGCCGACGCUUCUGCUUCUGCUACAUCGACUUCAAGUGGUUCUGGCUCGGCUGCAGCAAGCACCCCUACCGUGGCUGUAGGAGGCACUCAGACGACUCGCCCAGGUGUUGUAGUCAAGCUUGGCUUCAACGUCACCAACCAGGCUGACUUUGGCACUAAUGAUCUCACAUACAGCUGGACUCAGGUCAGUGGACCUACUGUCACGCUGUCCAGCAACACCGCUGCAAGUCCCUCUCUCACUGCUCCGUCCGGCACAGUAAAGGCCACCUACAUCUUCAACAUCAAAGUGAGCAGUGCUGCUGCAGGCACAAGCGGGAACGCCAACGUCACAAUCGUCAGCGAUCCUGCUGUAAAGGAUAUUGUUACCAUCGACAGCUAUACAUACAACUCUUCAGGAGGUGGUCAGGUCACAGUCACUGCCAGCACCAACAUUGUUGGCUAUAACGCGAACUUGAAGUUGUAUCUGACAAACUCAGCAACGGGAACAGCUACCACAAUGACAUAUAACGGCAAUGGCAAGUACAGUGCUAGUCUACCCAAGACUAAGAAGCCAACCAACGGCAUCACUGUUGCGAGUGACGGAGGCGGUAGCAAGAGUACAACGCAGGUUACUGCAUAG